Molecule: messenger RNA, 1419 nt
Organism: Halichondria panicea
Lineage: Eukaryota; Metazoa; Porifera; Demospongiae; Suberitida; Halichondriidae
Exons: 8
Coding region: 1-927 (308 amino acids)
Source: RefSeq, a predicted model, not a curated record
AUGGCUGAAAGAUGUGACAACUCUCGUUCUCUACCCAAGAAGAAGCGUGCUAGGCAUGGUUUUCGGUACCAAAUGGAGCUGAAUUUAGAUACUGAAGAUGCAAAGCAGGCUUUUGUAGCUAGGAUAGAUAGGGCAAAGCGUUCUCUUGCUGCUACAGCUAGAGGCUCAUUGCCCUUGGACAGCAGAGAGCUUAUUUCUGUUUUGUUGGACAAGUUGGAGCAGGAGCAGGAGCAGGCAGGUGCUGUUCCUGAGAGAGAAGACCUACAAUCUGAUAAAUCCAAAGUCUUCCCAAUGUUGGAGAAUUCAGGAAUAUUUACUGGCAAUACUGACGCUAGUGAUGAACAGUUGUUCGUGUGUGAACUGAAGACUUUGUUCUGUCUUUUCACUGGCCUAUCCCAAGCAUGUGACCAGUGCCAAUCUUAUUGUCGUAGGCCGACCAAUUUUCGUCAGAACGGGCAUGUUGUCCGAUUUGAAUUCAAGUGUGGAAAAUGUGGAAAGCGACAGUGGUGGGCUAGCUCGCGAACACUCGGUGGACGAUACCUUGUCAAUCAAAAGAUCGUCCAUGGUUUUACUUGUGCUGGAGUUCUCCCAAGCCAGUACCUUCACUUUAGUAGUCAUGCUGGCUUGGGAAAAGUUAGUUCAUGGUAUAUUUUGUCAAUGUACAAGAAAGGUGGAUACUUAGACGUCGUGAACGCUUGUGCCAAGGCAUCCAUGUUGAGAGCGAUUGACGAAGUGAAGGCAUUACCUGGUUACUCGCAGGACGGUGAGUGUAUGGAACUCCAUCUGGAUUCGGAAAUCGUUCACGCACCUCCUGGAAAAGGUGCAGCGCUUCCAAUCAGCCAGCUGGGUGGUCUGGCUCUGACACACGGUGACAGGUGGCAGUACGGGCAGGGACCCUCUCCGUUCAAGACCGGAGGAUCAACGUGAUCAUACCCUCCGGGACCUAAGGAAAGUACCACUCAUUUUAUUCAUAUGUACAGGUUAGUGACAUUCACCUUUCUUAGGCCUCGAAGGACCGGCUUCACCCCCAACCGUCCUUACUCGAGAAACACCUGUGCAAAAGAUAAGUGAUCGUCAUCCAUAUCACGUGAUAAUUAUUGAAAUUAAUUCCUCUAGAAUUACCUCUCUUUGGCCUCUUCGCUGGAGGGGGAGCAGCUUCACCACUGGAUGUAUUACUGCUUGACACUGAUGUGUUACCUUCGGAUGGCGCCGAAUCAAUUUCGUCAAGAGUGACGUCGGGAAACAGCGCAAGCAACUUCUGGAACUUCUCCAGAAAGUGCACUGGAGGAUGCUGGCUGUACCGUACCUGAAGCUGAAUAGAUGUACAUUUUAUCUUCUUUCUUAUUUAUGUAAUGGGCUUCUGUGGUACCUUGAGUCUUGCUUGUUCUGUAUAAGUAGCCAUUAUGUGUUUUUUGUUUG